Molecule: messenger RNA, 504 nt
Organism: Nicotiana attenuata
Lineage: Eukaryota; Viridiplantae; Streptophyta; Magnoliopsida; Solanales; Solanaceae
Product: craniofacial development protein 2-like
Exons: 2
Coding region: 1-504 (167 amino acids)
Biological process (GO): chromatin remodeling
Cellular component (GO): nucleus
Source: RefSeq, a predicted model, not a curated record
AUGUAUAAGUUGUGGUACUCUGGAGUCGUGAGGGGUAAGAAUGAAGUAGGUAUCUUGGUGGAUAGGGAUCUUAGAGAGUCUGUAGUUGAGGUUAGGCGAGUGAAUGAUAGGUUAAUGUUUAUUAAGUUGGUGAUUGGCGAGUGCACCCUCAACGUAGUUAGCGCUUACGUGCCGCAAGCGGGCUUGGAUGAGGAGGUUAAGAGGCGCUUUUGGGAGGACUUGGACGAGAUUGUGCGUAGUAUUCCACCUACUGAAAGGUUAUUUAUUGGAGGGGAUUUUAAUGGCCAUAUUGGGUCGGUUGCUGGUAGUUAUGGCGAGAGGGAGAAGUAUCUGGUUACUUUCCAAAGUUCGGCGGUGAAGACUCAGAUUGAUUACCUUAUCCUCAGGAGGUGUGAUAGAGGGUUGUGCAAGGAUUGCAAGGUUAUUCCGGGAGAGACCCUCGCGACUCAGCAUAGGCUCCUAGUGAUGGACAUCGGCAUUACGAUGAAGAGGAGGAAGAGGUAG